Messenger RNA from Nicotiana tabacum (common tobacco), 1156 nucleotides. RefSeq names its product expansin-A12-like. The record is from RefSeq and is a predicted model, not a curated record. NCBI's taxonomy places the organism in Eukaryota, Viridiplantae, Streptophyta, Magnoliopsida, Solanales, Solanaceae. Gene Ontology annotation, cellular component: extracellular region. Gene Ontology annotation, biological process: plant-type cell wall organization.
UAUAUCAUCACUUCGAUUCCAAGAAAUCUUCACAUUCUUGUUUCUUUUUGAGAUUUUCAAGGUUAUGGAGAAACUUGUUCCUUGUCUUUCGAUUUGUGGGUUUGUUUUGUUGUUUACUUGUUUGUUUAUUGAGGAGAUCAACGGUCAAAAUUGGCUUAAUGGUCGCGCAACUUUUUAUGGUGUUAAUCAAGAUCCUAGCACCUUUGGUGGAGCUUGCGGUUACGAUAACCCUUAUCACGCCGGAUUUGGAGUAAACACAGCGGCAUUGAGUAGCGCACUGUUCAGAAAUGGAGAAGCUUGUGGAGCUUGCUACACAGUAAGAUGCAACCGCAAACUCGAUCGUAAGUGGUGCCUCCCACAUGGGGCCGUCACUGUGACGGCCACCAAUUUUUGCCCUCCGAACAACCACGGAGGGUGGUGUGAUGCACCACGACAACACUUUGACAUGUCCAUGCCCGCUUUCCUUCGCAUUGCUCGACAAGGCAAUGAAGGCAUUGUUCCUAUUCUCUACAAAAGGGUGUCAUGUAGGAGAAGAGGAGGAGUACGUUUCACAUUAAAAGGACAAGCAAAUUUUAACAUGGUGAUGAUAUCUAAUAUAGGAGGUAGUGGUGAUAUAAAGAGUGUAUGGAUCAGAGGGUCAAGAACAAAAAGCUGGCUUGCUAUGUAUAGAAACUGGGGUGUCAAUUGGCAAAGUCGUAUUGACCUUCGAUCACAAACGCUGUCGUUUAGACUCACUUUAGUUGAUGGCAAGACUAUGGAGUUCCUCAGCGUUGUACCUUCUUCAUGGAAAUUUGGACAGACUUUUGCCUCACGCAGACAGUUCUAUUAAUAUAAAUACCAAUUCUUGAAGUCUAGAUAUAUAUAUUUAACCUACAUUAUGUUCAUGACCUGAGCUUUUUUAGAUGGUUCAUGGACAUGCUUUGUAAGUUAUUAUGAAAGUUGUAUCAUUUUUCUUUUUUUUUUUCCUUUUUUUUUGGCAUGACAAUUUCAUUGUUGUUGGAAGUCAAGAAUAAUGUGCAUGGUUUUAACGAAUUAAUGCCUCAUGUAUUGUCGGCCUCGAGAAUUUGAGAGCGUGACAAGCUGCUUAUAUUUUACUAAUUCCAUUCAUUAAUGUACUCUUAAAUCUCAUGAAUGAGGAAGAAGAGGAAGUGAUGGU